UAUUUUUGCAAAGUACAUCGAAUAUUUGAGUGUUUCAUCCCAUCUCCCUCGUCCCUGUCUUCAGGACUAAGGUACUUGUUUCCAAUUUCGCAUGUAUUGUCGGCACUACCACUAACAUCACCCCUAACUCACUCAUUCAGACUUCAUCCUUCCUUCAAAAAACCCCAAUUUUAUCAAAACCUCCAUCUUUUUUCAAACAUCAAAACCCUAGAAAAUGUCACUUCUCUCUACUGCUACAACAAUUAACUAACUAACUAACGAACAACAUCAAAUUAGAAAUCGAAAUCGAAAUGGCGAAACCAACUACAUCGUUAUUCCAUCUACAAUCGCUAAAGAAGAAGAAAUGGUUGUUAACGAUCUUAGCUCUGUUCUCGAUUUCUACCCUAAUUGUUCUACUCAUACGAGCUAAUAAUUCUCCUUCUUGCGAUGAUCGCCUCUUUUAUGGUGCUAAAAGUUCCAAUCCCUCGAUCCUUAAAUCUUCGGCUCCUUCUAGUCCUCUUUACUUCAUGAAGUCUAAGCUCGUUCUCUUGGUGUCGCAUGAACUUUCGCUCUCUGGUGGACCUCUGUUGCUGAUGGAGUUGGCAUUUCUGUUGAGAGGUGUUGGUGCUGAAGUUGUGUGGAUAACUUAUCAAAAACCCUCAGAAGCAGAUGAGGUUGUGUACAGUUUAGAAAAUAAGAUGCUAGACAGAGGAGUACAGAUUUUCCAUGCGAGGGGCCAAAAGGCUAUAGAUACUGCUUUGAAAGCUGAUCUAGUUGUUUUAAAUACUGCUGUUGCUGGGAAAUGGCUGGAUGCAGUGCUAAAGGAUAAUGUUCCUCGUGUGCUUCCAAAGAUAUUGUGGUGGAUUCAUGAAAUGCGAGGGAAUUACUUCAAGUUGGAGUUUGUGAAGCACCUACCUUUUGUGGCAGCUGCUAUGAUUGAUUCUCACACCACAGCAGAAUAUUGGGAAAACAGAACAAAAGAACGAUUAGGUAUAAAGAUGCCGGAUACAUUUGUUGUGCACCUUGGGAACAGCAAGGAUCUUAUGGAUGUUGCUGAGGACAGUGUGGCCAAAAGAGUUCUUCGUGAGCACGUCCGAGCAACUCUAGGGGUGCAGAAUGAGGAUGUGCUCUUUGCUAUCAUAAACAGUGUUUCUCGGGGAAAAGGUCAGGAUCUAUUUUUGCGCUCAUUCCAUGAGAGUCUGCAAAUUAUUAAAGAAGAGAAACUGAAGGUGCCUCCUGUGCACGCAGUAGUAGUAGGAAGUGACAUGAGUGCACAUACUAAGUUUGAAACAGAACUCCGCAGCUUUGUUACAGAGAAAAAGAUUCAGAAUCGUGUUCAUUUCAUUAAUAAGACCCUGACUGUAGCUCCAUAUCUUGCCUCAAUCGACGUUCUCGUCCAAAACUCACAGGCACGUGGCGAAUGUUUUGGGAGGAUAACAAUCGAGGCUAUGGCCUUUCGGCUUCCUGUGCUGGGAACAGCUGCUGGAGGCACCAUGGAGAUAGUUGUGAAUGAGACAACCGGUUUGUUGCAUCCUUCAGGAAAAGAAGGCGUUACCCCUCUGGCAAGGAACAUCGUGAAACUAGCAACACAUGUUGAGAGGAGGCUAACCAUGGGAUGGAAAGGCUAUGGGAGAGUGAAGGAGAGGUUUUUAGAGCAUCAUAUGGCAGAAAGAAUAGCGCAUGUCCUCAAAGAAGUAUUAAGGAAAGCAAAGAACCACACUUGAUUUGGCAAAAGACCAUACCAUGAUUGACAUAGUAUAUUGUUCCUUUUGAUGGCCAUAUUACUGUUGAAAGGAGGACAAAACCUCCUUGAAAAGUUUGUACAAUUCGUAGGCGGCAAGCUGAUUUUUUACAAAUAGGGAGAGUAGAAGCUGGAAUUUCACAAAUCACAAGUGUAUAUGAUUGAAUUAUUCAAUUUUCAAUUAAAUUAGUGUUCAGGUCAUUACAACAA
Molecule: messenger RNA, 1930 nt
Organism: Beta vulgaris subsp. vulgaris (sugar beet)
Lineage: Eukaryota; Viridiplantae; Streptophyta; Magnoliopsida; Caryophyllales; Amaranthaceae
Exons: 7
Coding region: 291-1703 (470 amino acids)
Molecular function (GO): glycosyltransferase activity
Source: RefSeq, a predicted model, not a curated record